Messenger RNA from Physcomitrium patens, 1579 nucleotides. RefSeq lists its product as uncharacterized. The record is from RefSeq and is a predicted model, not a curated record. Lineage: Eukaryota; Viridiplantae; Streptophyta; Bryopsida; Funariales; Funariaceae.
UCUCCACUCCCUCUCUAUCCAUUCCUCUUCCUCUUUCUGCCCCUUCGCCGCACUUCGCCUCUUUUGCCUUCACGCCAUCGCCGCACUCUCUCUCUCUCUCACACUCUCUCGCAUGCUGCCGUUAUAGCUUGUGAACUGAGAGAGAGUGAGCGAGAGAUUUGGUUUGUGAAGGGGAGGCAUGGUGGCCAUGGCGCUUACGCAGCCCGUGGCCGUGCAAGGAGCUAUUUGCGCGGCAGCGCAAGCUGCCGCGCAGGCGAACGCGGGGUCAGGAUUGUGUGUGUGGCGACCGUGGGGGAUGCGGCAGCAGCAGCUGCGGGGGAAAUUGGGAUGUGUUGUGGUAGGGGGCGGUGUGUCGAAGUUGGGGAUGCGAGAGGUAAAUCGGAGAAGAGUGGUGGUGGUGGCUGCUAUGGUGGAUGACGAAGGAGGGGAGAAUGGUAGCGUGGACGGAGCUGCGAGUAGGGGGGACGAGGUGGCGCCGGUGGAGGGUGGCGCUGCUGCUAAUGUGGAUGCGGCGUUCCAGAACCGGAGAGACGUACUUCUUGAGUAUGUGAAGAAUGUGCAACCCGAUUUUAUGGAGCGCUUCGUUCAAAAAGCCCCCGCUCAGGUAGUGGAUGCCAUGCGGCAAACUGUGACCAAUAUGCUGGGUUCUCUCCCACCGCAAUUUUUCAAUAUUCAUGUUUCUACAAUAGCCGAGAAUCUGGCGCAGCUCAUGUACAGCGUGAUGAUGACUGGAUACAUGUUCAGGAAUGCCCAGUAUCGACUAGAAUUGCAGCAGAGCUUGAACCAGGUCGCUCCUCCGGUUGCAAGCAAUGCUCUGACCGACUCCAGGUAUGCACCAGGAACUCAAAAAUCAACGGUGAGUGGAGAGGUGUUGAGAUGGCAUAAGGACGAAGAAAGGCCAGAGAGUGUGGAUGCAGUUGAGUACAUCGAGUUGCUCGAAAACGAAGUCGAGCAGCUGAGGAAACAGCUUGAAUUGAGAGGGCGGGGCAAAAAUGAACUUUUGGAGUACUUGAAGUCUUUGCAACCUCAGAAUUUGCAGGAGCUGACAACAAGUGCCGGAGAAGAUGCACUUGAGGCAAUGAAUACUUUUAUAACCCGCUUGAUUGGAGUUGCUGAACCAGACCAGCUGAAGAAGACAGCAACACAAACCACUACAGCUGAAUUAGCAAGGAUACUUUACUGGCUGAUGGUAGUAGGCUACAGUAUCCGAAGUAUUGAAGUGCGAUACGACAUGGAACGUGUUCUGGGUGUUCCUCCCAAGCUUGCCGAGCUGCCACCGGGAGAGACCUUGUAAACCUGCAUCGACUAUGCUUAAACUGUGUGAUAGAACUGUGCUAGUGGUUUUUACUUAGAACAUCCCUUCAGCUCUAGCUGGACCUUCAACGUCUGACAUGUAGGCUAUUGACCUCCACUUGAGAACUGAUCAAGUUUGGAAAUUAUGGCUAUUUUCAUUAAAUUGAGUAUGGUUGGAAAUUCGUAGCGCAGUAGUGUAAUCAAAUCCUUUCAGAGCUGAGUGUUCUGUCUUGUGCAAAUAUUUGAAUUUCUAAACUGCAAAUGGUGUGUUGUUUAUGAUUCUAAA